AUGUCGAAGGGAAAGGUCUGCUUAGCUUACUCUGGUGGUUUGGACACCAGCUGCAUUUUGGCAUGGCUGUUGGAACAAAAUUAUGAGGUCGUGUGCUAUAUGGCUGAUGUCGGCCAGGAAGAGGACUUCGAGGCUGCCAAAGUCAAAGCUAUGAAGAUCGGUGCCAAAGCAUGCUAUGUUGACGACCUCCGAAAGGAAUUCGUCGACCAACUCUGCUUCCCCGCCAUCCAAUGCAAUGCCAUCUACGAAAACGUCUAUCUCCUCGGUACCUCCCUUGCCCGCCCUGUUAUUGCCCGUGGUCAGAUGGCUGUCGCAAAGAAGGAAGGUUGCUUCGCCGUCUCCCACGGGUGCACAGGUAAAGGUAACGAUCAAGUCCGAUUCGAGCUCGCAUUUUAUGCGUUAGACCCCAAGAUUAAGGUUAUCGCCCCAUGGCGUGAUCCAAUCUUUUACGAAAGAUUCAAGGGUAGGAACGAUUUGUUGGACUAUGCCGCCCAGCAAGGUGUCCCUGUUUCCCAGACUAAGUCGAAGCCAUGGUCCAUGGAUGAGAAUCUUGCACAUUGCUCCUAUGAGGCCGGUAUCCUCGAGGAUCCAGAUGUCACCCCACCAAAGGAUAUGUGGAAGCUCACAGUUGAUCCCGAGGAUGCACCAGAGAAGCCAGAGGAUUUCACUGUUUUCUUUGAAAAGGGUCUACCAGUUAAGCUCGUGGAGCAGGAUGGAACUGAAACAACAGAUUCAUUGGAGUUGUUCUUGAAGGCGAAUGCUAUUGCUAGGAGGAACGGAGUUGGCAGGAUUGAUAUCGUUGAGAAUCGAUUCAUUGGCCUCAAGUCUCGAGGAUGUUACGAAACACCCGGUCUCACCUGUCUCCGCAAUGCCCACGUCGACCUCGAGGGUCUUGUCUUGGACCGUGAAGUUCGCGCCCUCCGAGACCAAUUUAUCACCUUCAACUACGCCAAGAUCUUGUACAAUGGUCUAUACUUCUCACCAGAGCGUGAGUUCCUGGAGGAUGCUAUCAUUUCCUCGCAGAAGAAUGUGAACGGACAAGUCAGAUGUCGAUGCUACAAGGGAUCGUUUACCGUUCUCGGACGAAGCUCAGAGACUGAGAAGUUGUACGAUAUGAGCGAGAGCAGCAUGGACGAGAUUGGUGACUUUGCACCAAGUGAGACCACCGGAUUCAUCAGCGUGCAGGCUAUCCGAUUGAAGAAAUACGGUUUGAAGAAGCAGGAAACUGGCGAGGCGUUGUAG
Messenger RNA from Orbilia oligospora ATCC 24927, 1242 nucleotides. RefSeq lists its product as uncharacterized. The transcript has 8 exons. Gene Ontology annotation, cellular component: cytoplasm. Gene Ontology annotation, biological process: urea cycle; L-arginine biosynthetic process. Gene Ontology annotation, molecular function: argininosuccinate synthase activity; ATP binding. The record is from RefSeq and is a predicted model, not a curated record. NCBI's taxonomy places the organism in Eukaryota, Fungi, Ascomycota, Orbiliomycetes, Orbiliales, Orbiliaceae. Bases 1 to 1242 code for a protein of 413 amino acids.